AAACAUUGCCUUGUCAUUUGCUCUUUUUCUACUUCUUUCUUGCUCUCUCUACUCUAGGGGUUUUGGGGGGGUUUAACCUGACCUUGUCUGAGCCCUUCUCCCUCCUCUGUGACUCUGUGGAGUUUAAUGAAGGGUUUCAGAAUGAUUUAAGCUAGCGGGCUAUGUCCUUAACUGGCAUGGCCUCCUUCUCACGCAUCUCCAGGCUCGCUCCAUCACUCUCUCGCAUCUCAUCAGCUUCUUUCUCUGCAAGUUCAAGCCUAAGGGGCUUCUGCACCAAUACCCACGACUCAGAAGACGUAGGAGGCAACGAUUUGUCAACCUCUGAGCAAUCCAAUGGCCCUCAAAGCACCAACAACUCAAGACCUAUUUUUCAGAGACCCUUGGAAAAUGGCCUUGAUGUCGGAAUAUACAAGGCUAUACUAGUUGGGCAAGUCGGGCAGGUUCCUGUUCAGAAGAGGCUGAGGAGUGGGCGAGUUGUAACUCUGUUCUCGUUGGGAACAGGUGGUAUCCGUAAUAACCGGAGGCCUCUUGAUGAUGAAGAUCCUAUGGAGUAUGCAAAUAGGUGUGCAGUUCAAUGGCAUCGUGUUGCUGUGUAUCCAGAGAGAUUGGGUUCACUUGCAAUGCAGAAUGUGAAGCCUGGGUCGCUUCUGUAUUUGGAAGGGAACUUGGAGACAAAAAUUUUUAGUGAUCCUAUUACUGGUCUUGUGAAGCGCAUAAGAGAAAUUGCUAUCAGACGAAAUGGUCGGUUAGUUUUUCUGGGCAAAGAAACUGAUGCUGCAGAAUCAAGCCAAGCAGAUUUAAGAGGCGUCGGUUAUUUCUAACAUUGAUUGGGCGACAAUAUUACAUACUAUAGGGUCCACAUGGGAGACAAUUAGACAGGGAUUGAUACUGGCCAUGAUGCUACGAAGUUAAGUUGUUCAAUUCUACCAAUCAAAUUGUGAUCAUAUACUGAAUUGUGAACAGUUGAGAGAUUCUUGUAUGCCUUUUUCCUAGUGAAUGUAGUGGAUUUUAUAUUCUUGUAAAAGGAUAAAAAGUUUUGAAGUUUUAUUUCUCUUCAAUCAAAUUGUCAUGGACAUGCCUCGAAGUGUUAAAACAAUCAGUAGAAUCUUAUAUGUGUUUUUCC
Molecule: messenger RNA, 1123 nt
Organism: Amborella trichopoda
Lineage: Eukaryota; Viridiplantae; Streptophyta; Magnoliopsida; Amborellales; Amborellaceae
Product: Nucleic acid-binding, OB-fold-like protein
Biological process (GO): positive regulation of helicase activity; mitochondrial DNA replication
Cellular component (GO): mitochondrial nucleoid
Molecular function (GO): single-stranded DNA binding
Source: RefSeq, a predicted model, not a curated record